AGGUGUUUUCAGGUCCGAAGCAUAAGCAUCCAUUUGUUAAACAACCCUAAUUGCAAUAGCUAUAACACUAAUAAUUUUCAAGGUCUCCAAACGGGCCGUCAAAAUUUCAGUUCCCGCUCGCGCCCUUGCGCCUGGCUAUUUAUGUAGUGUGGCAUUUUCUCUGGCAACAAAACGGAGGAAAAAAGCGUGGGAAAAUCUAGAGAGAGAAAGGGCGAGAAGUUAGAGAGAGAAGAUGAAGGAGAGAGUGAAGGCAGGGCAGCCAUCGGUGGACGAGAGGUACACACAGUGGAAGUCCCUCGUCCCUGUCCUUUAUGACUGGCUUGCCAACCAUAACCUUGUCUGGCCUUCUCUCUCAUGCCGGUGGGGGCCGCAGUUAGAGCAAGCUACGUACAAGAACCGCCAACGUCUUUACCUUUCUGAGCAGACUGACGGCAGUGUUCCAAAUACGUUGGUCAUAGCAAAUUGUGAAGUUGUUAAACCAAGGGUAGCAGCUGCAGAACACAUAUCACAGUUCAAUGAAGAAGCACGGUCUCCCUUUGUGAAGAAGUUUAAGACCAUUAUACAUCCUGGGGAGGUAAACAGAAUCAGGGAAUUGCCUCAGAACAGUAAGAUUGUCGCCACUCACACAGACAGUCCAGAUGUUCUUAUUUGGGAUGUUGAGGCGCAGCCUAAUCGUCAUGCUAUACUUGGAGCAUCAGAUUCUCGGCCAGAUCUGAUUUUGACAGGACACAAGGACAAUGCAGAGUUUGCACUUGCCAUGUGCCCUACUGACCCUUAUGUGCUCUCUGGAGGCAAAGACAAGUCCGUGGUGUUAUGGAGUAUCGAGGAUCAUAUAUCUGCUGCUGCUGCAGAAGCACCAUCGACAAAAUCUCCAGGGGUGCCAUCCAGUAGUGGCAGUAAGUCGAAUACCAAGACCGUAGGCCCCAGUGACAAAAUUCUGGAUAGCCCAGCUAUUGGGCCAAGGGGCAUCUACAAAGGGCACAGUGAUACUGUUGAAGAUGUGCAGUUCUGUCCAUCAAGUGCACAAGAAUUUUGCAGUGUUGGUGAUGAUUCCUGCCUUAUAUUAUGGGAUGCUCGAAUAGGCGUGGAUCCGGCCAUCAAGGUAGAGAAAGCCCAUAAUGCUGAUCUUCACUGUGUUGAUUGGAACCCUCAUGAUGAGAAUCUUAUCUUAACUGGCUCUGCUGAUAAUUCAGUUCGUAUGUUUGAUCGUCGAAACCUCACAUCUAAUGGGAUUGGAUCUCCAGUGUACAAGUUUGAGGGCCACAAAGCUGCUGUUCUCUGUGUGCAGUGGUCUCCUGACAAGGCAUCUGUAUUUGGUAGUUCUGCAGAGGAUGGAUACUUGAAUGUUUGGGAUCAUGAAAAGGUUAGUAAAAAGAAAGAAAAUGUAGGAAAUAAGAUGCCAAAUUCUCCUGCUGGUUUAUUCUUUCAACAUGCUGGUCACAGGGAUAAGGUUGUUGAUUUUCACUGGAAUGUUUCUGAUCCAUGGACAAUAGUUAGUGUAUCUGAUGAUGGAGAGAGUACUGGUGGAGGAGGAACACUACAGAUAUGGCGCAUGAGCGACUUGAUUUACAGGCCAGAGGAGGAGGUUCUGGAAGAGCUUGAGAAAUUCAAAUCUCACAUCCUUACAUGCUCAUCCAAGCCAUAAUUCAAAUCGUUGUUGUAUAACACUACCUGAUUGCUCACUCUGCUUGAUACAUGUAUGGGGCUGCUCUUUCUCAACGUUCAUUUAGGCUUCUAUUAUAGUAUAUAUAUAUAUAGGGUAUGGUAAGGACCUAGUCCACUAAUUUUUAUUUAAAAUCCAUUACCUUUUUGUGCGCAAGUGUGCUCCACAACUAGCUGAUGAGCAUUGAUAGAGCAUACACAGGCUGGGGUGAUUUCUUUCUCCUUGGGAACAGAUACGUGGUUGAAUUGGUUUGCUCUAUCCUUAUGAUGCAUUCUCAUGGGAGUGGAAUUCUGACUCUUCUCGAUUUCAUCCUGUUUCCAUGUUUGACAUUGUUUCCUUUUGGGUUGGUCAGUAGUAGGAAGCAAACUGGGGACAUAGUGGUGUUCCACGCUGAUGUCCUUCCAAAUGUUCCUCUACAAUUCUAAGCAAUUUCUGUAUUGAAUUUUAUUUUCUUCCAAAGAGGAUGAGAAUUUUGAUACCUUCGGGCAUUUAUAGGAUUUUAAGAUUGGGCUGUUUUCUUUAUUGAGGA
Molecule: messenger RNA, 2192 nt
Organism: Amborella trichopoda
Lineage: Eukaryota; Viridiplantae; Streptophyta; Magnoliopsida; Amborellales; Amborellaceae
Product: WD-40 repeat-containing protein MSI4
Molecular function (GO): protein binding
Source: RefSeq, a predicted model, not a curated record